UUUUCAAUGCCUUUAGGCUGUGGUGCAAGGCCAUUUUUGCUGGCUACAAACGUGGCCUCCGAAACCAGCGGGAGCACACUGCCCUUCUGAAAAUUGAAGGUGUUUAUGCCCGUCAGGAGACAGACUUCUACUUGGGCAAGAGGUGUGCCUAUGUAUACAAAGCUAAAAACAACACUGUAACCCCCGGUGGCAAGCCCAACAGGACACGAGUGAUCUGGGGGAAGGUAACCCGUGCCCAUGGGAACAGCGGCAUGGUUCGUGCCAAGUUCCGCUCCAACCUUCCUGCCAAGGCCAUUGGACACAGAAUCCGAGUGAUGCUGUAUCCAUCUAGGAUCUAAAUUUUUAUUGGAAAUAAAAUGGAGAAUCUGUUUA
Fulmarus glacialis (Northern fulmar) is the source of this 372-nucleotide messenger RNA. RefSeq names its product ribosomal protein L35a (gene RPL35A). Gene Ontology annotation, cellular component: ribosome; cytosolic large ribosomal subunit. The transcript is spliced from 3 exons. The record is from RefSeq and is a predicted model, not a curated record. Gene Ontology annotation, molecular function: structural constituent of ribosome. NCBI's taxonomy places the organism in Eukaryota, Metazoa, Chordata, Aves, Procellariiformes, Procellariidae. Gene Ontology annotation, biological process: cytoplasmic translation; ribosomal large subunit biogenesis. The annotation marks the transcript as partial.